GCGAAGGCGGCACGGGCUCGGGCUCGGGCUCCGAUGGUAUGGAAAUUGCAUUACUGUGUGGCGUCAGCCUUUGCUUUUCCAAUCCCAUCUUACCCAGGAUGCACUAGGUGUGGGCUGGCCCCCACCCUACCCUGACAAGUGACCAUGGACCCUGGAGCCGGGCCAGAGUCAUCUCUGACUGUCAAUGAGCAGGUCAUCGUGAUGUCAGGCCACGAGACCAUUCGAGUGCUGGAAGUUGGAGUGGAUGCCCAGCUCCCUACUGAGGAGGAGGGCAAAGGACUGGAGAAUGUGGCUGCCGAGGGCUCCCAGAGCGGAGGCCCUGCUGAAGCCAGUGGACCUGCUGGUGAAGCUGGGCCAGACAACCCAGAGUCCUCUGCAGAGGCAACUGUGAAGUCACUCCCGGGGAUCCCUCUGAGCUCUGCCCCCACCAUUGCCACCUUCAGCCAAGCCCCAAGCCAGCCUCAGGCAUCACAGACCCUGACACCACUGGCUGUGCAAGCUGCCCCCCAGGUCUUGACUCAGGAAAACUUAGCCACAGUUCUGACAGGAGUUAUGGUUCCAGCAGGGGCAGUUACUCAACCUCUUCUUAUCCCCAUCAGUAUUGCAGGUCAAGUGGCUGGUCAGCAGGGGCUGGCCGUGUGGACAAUUCCUACAGCAACCGUGGCUGCCCUCCCAGGACUGACCGCUGCUUCUCCUACGGGGGGAAUUUUCAAGCCACCUUUAGCCGGUCUCCAAGCAGCUGCUGUGCUGAACACCGCUCUCCCGGCACCCGUACAAGCCGCCCCACCAGUACAGGCCUCGUCGCCGGCCCAGUCCCGGCCACCGGCCCAGCCCCAGGCGCUGUUCCAGACCCAGCCGCUGCUGCAGACCACACCUGCCAUCCUACCGCAGCCCACAGCUGCCACCGCUGCUGCCCCCACCCCAAAGCCAGUGGACACACCCCCACAGAUCACUGUCCAGCCUGCAGGCUUCGCAUUUAGCCCAGGAAUCAUCAGCGCUACUUCCCUUGGGGGACAGACCCAGAUCCUAGGCUCCCUCACCACAACUCCUGUCAUUGCCAAUGCCAUUCCCAGCAUGCCGGGGCUCAGCAGCCAGAUCCUCACCAAUGCUCAGGGACAGGUUAUUGGAACACUUCCGUGGGUAGUGAACUCAGCUAGUGUGGCAGCCCCAGCACCAGCCCAAAGCCUGCAGGUCCAGGCCGUCACCCCCCAACUGUUGCUGAACGCUCAGGGCCAGGUGAUUGCGACCUUGGCCAGCAGCCCCCUGCCUCCACCUGUGGCUGUCCGGAAGCCGAGCACGCCUGAGUCCCCUGCUAAGAGUGAGGUGCAGCCCAUCCAGCCCACAUCAGCUGUGCCCCAGCCCGCUGUGGUCAUUGCCAGCCCAGCUCCAGCAGCCAAGCCGUCUGCCUCUGCUCCCAUCCCAAUCACCUGCUCAGAGACCCCCACCGUCAGCCAGUUGGUGUCCAAGCCACAUACUCCAAGUCUGGAUGAGGAUGGGAUCAACUUGGAAGAGAUUCGGGAGUUUGCCAAGAACUUUAAGAUCCGUCGGCUCUCCUUGGGCCUCACACAGACCCAGGUGGGUCAGGCUCUGACGGCGACAGAAGGCCCAGCCUACAGCCAGUCAGCCAUCUGCCGGUUUGAGAAGCUGGACAUCACGCCCAAGAGUGCCCAGAAACUGAAGCCGGUGCUGGAGAAGUGGUUGAAUGAGGCCGAACUCCGGAACCAGGAAGGCCAGCAGAACCUGAUGGAGUUUGUGGGAGGUGAGCCCUCCAAGAAACGUAAACGCCGCACCUCCUUCACUCCCCAGGCCAUAGAGGCUCUCAAUGCCUACUUUGAGAAGAACCCACUGCCCACGGGCCAGGAGAUCACUGAGAUUGCUAAGGAGCUCAACUAUGAUCGUGAAGUGGUACGGGUCUGGUUCUGCAAUCGGCGCCAGACUCUUAAGAACACCAGCAAGCUGAAUGUCUUUCAGAUCCCUUAGGGCUCAGCCCCCGGCCCUGCGUCCAGCACUUUGUACUUGUCCCUUGGCUCCCAGCUGCAGCCACUGCCAGGGCAGCACCUGCCCUUUUGCCACGUGCAGCUGUGUGCGCCCUAGGUCAUGAGACUCCACCGUGUGCAUGUACGUCACUGCCUCCUUCUCCCCCACCCCCCACAACAUGGGGAAACCUGAGGGGCCCACAUGGGAGCUCCAGGCUUGGGCUGGCUGUGCAGAAGAGGAGUGGUGGUGUCACUUAGAGAAGCACUUUGCUAACAUGUUUCUGAAGGGUAAAUUCUGGUUGGGAACCAGAAAGUCCCUGGCCCUGGGGCAGGGCUGUAGCAGCUCCUAAGGCCAUUAGCUCUUGCUUUUUUGCCAUUCCCCUUCCAGCCCUCUUCUCCUUUGCUCCUCUGUGUUAGUGUGGCAGGUGUGACACCUCAUUCAGUGGAACUGCAGCCUCCUGCUGCCCCUCCCCCACACUUGACCUAUAGGCACACUGUCCCCUAGAAAGGCCCCAGGAAAUAAAAUUCACCAAAGUGUGAUGUGCUGCUUAGAAGGUCAGGCUCAGGCAGCACCUAUGGCUC
Molecule: messenger RNA, 2558 nt
Organism: Otolemur garnettii (small-eared galago)
Lineage: Eukaryota; Metazoa; Chordata; Mammalia; Primates; Galagidae
Gene: POU6F1
Product: POU class 6 homeobox 1
Exons: 11
Coding region: 145-1980 (611 amino acids)
Biological process (GO): regulation of transcription by RNA polymerase II
Molecular function (GO): RNA polymerase II cis-regulatory region sequence-specific DNA binding; DNA-binding transcription factor activity, RNA polymerase II-specific
Source: RefSeq, a predicted model, not a curated record